AUGAAACUUGCUCUGUCUUCACUCCUCCUGUGCCCGUGGUUUUUCUACGCUGCCACUUCGAUUGACCUCGACACGGCUGACCAGUACAGAUGUUCCUUUGACGAUGACGUCUGUGACUGGAUAAUAGACGGUCCGAUCUCCCACGGGACAGGGGGAUGUGAUCACGGAUGGCCGACUAAUGCAUUCAAUGGAACUAAUGACCCUGGCCAGUACAUAUGUUUUUACUUGGAAAACCUACCAAUGAUUGGCACCAACCAAGCUAGAUUCAUCAGUCCAACCAUUAACACAACUCGUCACGUGGUCCUGAGCUUUGCUAUCGGCACUGUCAGGCCGCCUAACGCAAACUACAUGAACAUCAUCAUGGCGGACGAACAUGGUGGAGAAUCGCUGGUGUGUUCGACCUCUGACCUCCUGUUACCAUGGCAACGUGUACGAGUAGGGUUGUGGCAGCCUGGGCCUUACAAAGUCAUCAUUGAGGGGAUUCCAAAUCCUCCCUUCUACCCAAACUUUGGUAUUGACGACUUGACGCUUACCGCUGCUGACCCUGGUACUACGACCGUGGGCGCACCUACAGCCGAAUGUUCCCUGCAGAUGACGACUCCUGCCCUGACGACCGCUCCGAAACCCGAACAGGGAGGGAAUGACGGUCCGACAAACAUCGUUCUCGUUCCCAUCGUGCUGGGAUCAGCGGGAGGCCUGCUGGUCCUGGCGGUCGCCGCGGUCUGUCUGUGGAGAAAAUACGGCAGAAAAGUCUCACCAGAAAAACAUCCCCAUGUUCGUAGUCAGGUGCUCCAAUGAACCUUGAGUAGAAAAGGUUUUGUGUGUUUGUUUGUUCGUUUUGCACAAUCAGGAAGUCACAUUUAGGUGUCACACACGUGGUUUUACAGUAUAAGCUGCAUAAAACCGGACUGUCAGUUUUGAACCACUCAUCAUGAUCACACCGGGAAGCACCCCAACUACAUGUAUUUCGAUACAU
Branchiostoma belcheri (Belcher's lancelet) is the source of this 976-nucleotide messenger RNA. RefSeq lists its product as uncharacterized. The coding region runs from base 1 to 798 and encodes 265 amino acids. The transcript has 5 exons. Gene Ontology annotation, cellular component: membrane. Lineage: Eukaryota; Metazoa; Chordata; Leptocardii; Amphioxiformes; Branchiostomatidae. The record is from RefSeq and is a predicted model, not a curated record.